AUGCCGACGAACCGCUUUUCAGGGACUGGAUACAGAGUACUCAUAAGAACCGCUGGCAGUUCUUGCGACACUUUGUGCAGAUCUACUUUCGUACCUGGGGCUACGGAGCUCGAUCGGCGCCGACUGCGGCUCCUGCUGAUUCAGCCGCGCCGGCUGAUACCGCUGCGCACUGGGCUGGAGCUUUUCGCAGUCUGCACGAACGUGUGCGAAGCUGGGACCCGGCAAGCGCAGCAGCUUCGCCGCUCUGGAAAGAGCAGUGGAAACAAGUGGCAGCUUGGAUACCAGCUGGAGCACCAAGAACAGGGGCACCAGCUGAGGCGCCCGGAGAAACACAGUCUCUCGAGCAAGCCGUUCAGUCUCGCAUCCGGGCGUUACGAGAAAGCAUUCAAGCUUUUCGAGCUGGCUACGAAAAAGGGCUCAAUGAGGGCCCUUUUUUCAACGAACGCUCCACUGAUGGAACGACGGAUACCACGACACCGCCCGAGUCGGAUGUGGUAUCCGUUGGCACGGAUUCCGCCGGUACGGGGCUUCAGUCCAAGAGCGCGCCGCAAAGCGAAGACGAAUGGCCUCGUGCACGUUGAGCGACCUGCUUCCGAAUCUUGUGCAGAGCAGGGCACACAUGCUGCGAACACGCUCAUGCAGCCAUGGUGA
This is a messenger RNA of Cyanidioschyzon merolae strain 10D, 651 nucleotides long. RefSeq lists its product as hypothetical. The transcript has a single exon. Lineage: Eukaryota; Rhodophyta; Bangiophyceae; Cyanidiales; Cyanidiaceae. The coding region runs from base 1 to 651 and encodes 216 amino acids. The record is from RefSeq and is a predicted model, not a curated record.